Molecule: messenger RNA, 530 nt
Organism: Prorocentrum cordatum
Lineage: Eukaryota; Dinophyceae; Prorocentrales; Prorocentraceae
Source: the annotation of a GenBank genome assembly
AGCACUGGCCUCCGUGCCUCGGGUCCGCGCGGCGUGCCAAACGCGAGUUCGGCCGCCAGAGGAUGCAGCCGGCCGCCCUGCCCGCCGCCGCCCCGCGGGCGCCCCUGGGCACGGCCAGCCGCAUUUUCCACGGCGCGCAGGACCUCCGCGGCACGCUGGCGGCCGCGACGCACUCGGAGCUGUGCGGCGGCCAAGGCUGCCAGCAGCUGGUCGUGCGGAAGCUCCAGCGCGGACUGGGGCGGAGGGUUUUCAACAUGCUCCGCCAGGACGUGAGCUCGGUCAGCGCCCUGCUGCUGGCGUGCGAGGGCGGGCACGCGCCCGCCAGCCUCUUCCGGGCCGAGGUCCGCAAGACCAUCGUGCAGUGGCACGAGCGCCUGUCGGACGCCAUUUCGGCCCCCGAGCGGGCCGCGCUGCUGCUGGGCCAGUUCCUGGCCGGCGUGCCCGAGCGCGAGGCCCGCGAGGAGUUCGUGGCGGCCCUCGCCGAGUGGGCGGGCGCGGCGCUGGGGGCCGCCCGCCCCGCGCCCGGAGGC